Messenger RNA from Ectocarpus siliculosus, 2021 nucleotides. The record is from the annotation of a GenBank genome assembly. Lineage: Eukaryota; Phaeophyceae; Ectocarpales; Ectocarpaceae.
UACCAGCGAGCAUACAUUAAGCCAUGCGUCGUGCUUUGGCUGCCGUGGCUGCUCUUCGUCGUUGUGGUCCUCAGCGGCGAUACGCGCACGCCAAGUGCCAAGCGAACAACGCGCGACUCUCUCCGGUGCCGUACCUGCAGCGCGCCGCCAUGUUGAACCCCGACAAGACGGCGGUCAAGUACGGUGACGACAUCUCCCUGACCUACAGCGAGUUGAUGACGGAGACGAGACAACUGGCCAGCGCUGUGUCGAGAGCCGGCGUGCUCCCCGGGCAGGUGGUGUCAGUCUUGGUGCCCAACGUGCCCGUCGCGAUCACCUGCCACUUCGCCAUCCCCGGGAUGGGGGCGACGCUGCACAUGAUCAACACCAGGCUGGACGCCAGAGCGGUUGCGUUUCAGCUCGAGCAUGCAGAAAGCAAGCUUCUGAUCGUUGACUGCGAGCUCGCUGGCAUUGCAAAGGACGCCCUCGAGAUGAUAGAAGACGAGAGCAAACGGCCGCACCUCAUACAGGCGGAGGACCCGAUGCACGCCGAGUGGUCCGCAACUGACGGAGAGGAACUGAGGGAUUUUAUGAGGACGGGCGACCCGAACUUCGAGUUGCCCGGAGCUGAGCACGAGGACGACGCGAUUGCGCUAUCUUACACCAGCGGUACCACUGGAAACCCCAAAGGGGUUCUCACGCACCACCGCGGCGCCGCUCUGAACUCCAUGAGCGUGAGCAUAACGUGGCCGCUAGUGGGCGGAGACGUUAAGUAUUUGUGGACACUCCCCAUGUUCCACUGCAAUGGUUGGUGUCUUCCCUGGGCCAUCACCGCGGUCGUGAUGAACUUGUUGCUUGGUGCGACGGAGGAAGAGAAGGCGCCGGUGACGGAAAGGAUGCCACCCCGAGUGAUACAGAUGAUGACAGGAGGAGCUGCGCCUCCCCCGUCCGUGAUGCGCGAAUUGGAGCAGGAGCUCGGCAUCCGACCACUUUCUGCCUACGGUCUGACAGAGGUUUACGGUCCAUGUACGUCUAAUCUCUGGGACGAUAGCUGGGACGACCUGGAAGAGGAUGAACGAGGCGCACGGCUUCCCUGGCAAGCUCCCUCAUUGGUCCACGAAAUGUACGUAGCCGAGAAGGGAGGAUUCGAUGCUGUCCCCGCAGAUGGCGUUACGCUGGGGGAGGUCCUACUCAGAGGCAACGCCGUGAUGAAGGGAUACCUCAACAACGAGGAGGCCACGAAGGAAGCAUUCGAUCAGGGCCAGUGGUUCAGGACGGGAGAUAUGGCCGUCCAGCACCCGGGGGGGCGUGUUGAGAUCAAGGACAGAGAGAAGGACAUCAUCAUUAGUGGAGGCGAGAAUAUUUCCUCGAUAGAGGUGGAAACAGCGCUGCACCAGCACGAGGGUGUCCUGCACGUGGCCGUGGUGGCGUUGCCGGACCCCUUCUGGGGAGAGACGCCGGUCGCGGUGAUUGAAGCCAAGCCUGGCGCAAAGGUGUCGGGAGAAGACAUCAUCUCCCACGCCAGAAGCAUCCUCGCCAAAUUCAAAUGCCCGAAAUGCCCGAUCAAGGAUGUCAUAUUCAGAGAGCUUCCGAAGACAGCUACUGGAAAAAUCCAGAAGCAUGUGCUGAGGGCUGAGCUUCUGGCCGAGCGUACUGCAAAAACAAAAUCUAAUGUUCCCCAGUGAGGCUAGUGACGGUCGUGGAACUUGCGCUUUCGAGUCGAGAGCGUUCGUGUAGUAGAUGUUGAAGACUCGUGGUACAUACAGACCAAUAUUGAUGCCCUGGCGACGGGAAUUGUUCAAUUCGUAUUGUUGCUCAAGAACGCGACUAUUUGGACUUUGCCGGGAGGAAGGCAAGUUUAUCUUCCACAGGUAGCUGUUCUCGAGUGGGCGUAAGACCGUAGAGAGACCCGAGUUGGCCUCUGCGAAAUGGAGUUUUAGAUACUCCGGAGUAUAUGUGUGACUGCGAAGGUUUUGAGAGGCAAAUUCAUGCCUGAUUUGCUUGCAUUAUGCAUUCAAUGUAUCUUGAAAUAUGCGGUGAUG